AUGUUCCUAGUGUCAAGAGGACUUCGAUCAGGUGCUUUAGAUAAUCCCCGAGCGGCACAAGAAAGUUUAAGAUCGAUGGGCCAUGAUAUGUCAAUUAAUGGCAUUCGCAAGUCAUUGAGACGAAAUGGACUUAAAUCUCGUAGAAAAGUAAAGACCAAUUUUGUUAGCAAGACAAACAAGCGGCUUCGAUUGGUGUGGGCUAAAAAGCAUAGGCAUCUUACUAUUGCUGAUUGGCGUCGUUGGGUGUUUUCGGAUGAAACAAGAAUAAACCUUUGGGGUUCAGAUGGUAAUUCUUUUUACUGGACGAAUGGUGGCGGCCGAAUCAUGCAAUCGUAUCAAGUCAAGUCUCAGUUGCAGGGAAAUGACGGUGGGGUUAUGUUCUGGAGUUGUAUAACAGCGGAGGGACCUAGUUAUGGUACUACCAUUAUUGAAGACGCAAUAAACUCGGGCUUGUAUGUCGAUAUUUCGAAGACAUCAUUGAACGACACUCUUGAGCACUUUGGGAAGACACCAUCUGAUGUGCGAUUUCAACAAGACAGAGCAACACCGCAUACAUCGGGCAUUACUAAACAAUGA
Molecule: messenger RNA, 576 nt
Organism: Mucor velutinosus
Lineage: Eukaryota; Fungi; Mucoromycota; Mucoromycetes; Mucorales; Mucoraceae
Exons: 1
Coding region: 1-576 (191 amino acids)
Biological process (GO): DNA integration; DNA transposition
Molecular function (GO): DNA binding
Source: RefSeq, a predicted model, not a curated record